Chinchilla lanigera (long-tailed chinchilla) is the source of this 3660-nucleotide messenger RNA. RefSeq names its product ubiquitin specific peptidase like 1 (gene Uspl1). NCBI's taxonomy places the organism in Eukaryota, Metazoa, Chordata, Mammalia, Rodentia, Chinchillidae. The transcript is spliced from 9 exons. The record is from RefSeq and is a predicted model, not a curated record. Gene Ontology annotation, molecular function: SUMO binding. Gene Ontology annotation, cellular component: Cajal body. Bases 217 to 3483 code for a protein of 1088 amino acids. Gene Ontology annotation, biological process: Cajal body organization; protein desumoylation.
CAACCGGAAGUUGCUUUCCUGGCCGAGCGGCGGUGAGGGAGGAGUAGUGCGCGCGGAACGUGGGUUGAACGUUGCGAUUUGGUGUGGCGCGCAAGCUGGAACAGGAGUUCGGACCGGCCCGGUACGAAGAAGGGGAGUGCUCGGGGCAGGGUUCAUUGAAAAAUCCUUAGUGAUAUUGACAUGUUUCAAGUGACAUAAAUUAGCCAAAGACUCGGAAUGAUGGAUUCUUCGAAGAUUGGAAAUGGUUUGCCAGUGAUUGGACAAGGGCCUGAUAUAGGGAUAUCUUCACUCCCCAUGGUGGGGUAUUUGGGAAAAAAUUAUGAUUCAGCUAAAGUUACAUCAGAUGGAUAUUGUCCUGCUUGUAGAGAGAAGGGAAAGUUAAAAGCAUUAAAGACUUACCGAAUUAGUUUUCAAGAAUCUAUCUUUUUGUGUGAGGAUCUGCAGUGCAUCUAUCCUUUGGGCUCUAAGUCACUUAAUAAUUUAAUUUCCCCUGAUUCCGAAGACUGUCACACUCCAGAUAAGCCUCAAAAAAGAAAGAUCUUGGAAACUAGCUGUAAAGAUUUAUCUGUUUUAUCAAAUUCUAAAAAGACUAGAACUCAUAUUUUUACUGGUGAUAAACAAAUUUUAAAUAGAGAGCAUAAUGGAGAAGUAUGUACUGAACUCUCAUCAGAUUCAUUGCCUGGUAGCCUUCAACGCGAUUCAGUUGGGACAGCUGAUGCCUUGGGACAGAAUGAGACUUCGGCAACUGAUAAUGUUGAUAUGGCUACUGAAGAGCCCGCCACAGUUGAUGUUUCUGGAACUGGGGAAAUUUCUUCUCGAAGUGAAGGAUGUUCAUCUGAAUGUGAAACGCCACUGGAGAGAACAUACUCACUGUGCCAGACUUCAUGUGUCCAGUGGAGAAAUGCUAAUGCGCUGUGCUGGUUAGAUUCUAUCCUGUCAGUUUUGGUGCACUUGGAAGCCUUGAAGAACAUUGUGACUGAAUUGUGUUCUAAGGACUCUGUAUUUUGGCGGUUGUUUGAGAAAUAUAAUCAAGCAAAUAAGCUCCUGUACACCAGUCAGUUGGAUGAAGUUAAAGAUGGAGAUUGUAAAAAACUUACUUCAGAAAUUUUUGCAGAGAUAGAGACCUGUCUGAAUGAAGUCAGAGAUGAAAUUUUUACUAAACUUCAGCCCCAGCUUAGAUGCACAUUAGGUGAGAGAGAAAGCCCUGUGUUUGCAUUUCCUCUGCUCUUAAGAAUAGAAGACCCCAUUGGAAAGCUCUUCACGUAUUCUUUUUCCUGGAACUUUGAAUGUUCACAGUGUGGGCACCGAUACCAAAACAGAUGUGUGAAGAAUCUCGUCACCUUUACAAAUGUCAUCCCCGGGUGGCACCCGCUUAAUGCUGCCCAUUUCGGCCCGUGCAACAGUUGCAACAGUAGAUCACAAAUAAGAAAGAUGGUGUUGGAAAAAGUGUCUCCCAUAUUCAUGCUGCACUUCGUAGAAGGGUUACCGCGGAAUGACUUGCAGCACUACUCGUUUCAUUUUGGAGGCUGUCUUUAUCAAGUAACAGCCAUAAUUCAGUACCAAGCCAAUGACCAUUUCAUAACGUGGAUUUUACAUGCAGAUGGUAGUUGGCUGGAAUGUGACGACCUAAAGGGUUUGUGUGCGCAAAGGCAUGAGAAAUUUGCAGUUCCCGCUUCAGAGAUACAUAUUGUUAUUUGGGAAAGAAAAACAUCCCAAGCAACAGAUGAAGAAGCUGCCUGCCCUCCACUUAAGAAGACUAAUGAUCAGCAUGCUUCCGGGGAAGAGAGACCAGCAACUCCAGCAUCGCGUCCUCCGGCCCGGGCUGCCUCAGCAGAGACGUCUUCACUCACUCUCCCCACGUCUGCGGCCCCUGCUCCUCAUAGCCUCCCACAGGACAGAGCUGUGGCUCAGGAAGAUCACAGACAUUCAGAUCCAAGAGUUUUGGCUGACAGUAAUGUUUUACCUCUGACACUUGAAGGCUCUGUCUGGAAGACUGCCUCAGUUUUUCAGGUUACCACUGAAGCAUUCCUACCCCAAAACACACCUGUGGCAGAAAAUACAGGGCUUAUCAAAACAAACACUUUGCAAUUGCAGGAAUCACCAGUGGGUUCUUCAGUGUCAGCUCCAUGUAAAGAAAAACUUACCCAAGCCCAGCUUGUGGGCUUAAGUUUCCCAUUGCAAGUUGUAAACACAAACACACAGUUGGAACUGCUGAAUACAGAACAUGCUGCAAUUACUCAGCCUGUGAAUAACGCGCAGGCUGCUGGUCUUGUCCAGGGAGUAAAGUCAGGAGAAGUUGCAAAGGACCCUGAGUUAAAACAGACCCUUUCAUGGAAAACUGAGAAAUUAAAACCAGAAACACCUUCUGUAUCUCAGGUAUCGAAUUUGAAGAAAAAAGCCACAGCAGAUCCACAGUCUGUGACCGCCACAUCAUCACAGAAUCAGCCCCCAAAAGAAAAUCAGAAGAAACCAUUUGUGGGCAGUUGGGUUAAAGGCCUGCUAAGCAGGGGUGCUUCUUUUAUGCCCUCCUGUGUUUCGGCUAAUAAUAGAAACACUAUAACUGAUUUGCAGCCUUCAGUUAAAGGGGCGCGUAAUUUUGGUGGCUUUAAAACUAAAGGUACAAAGCAAAAGGCCAGCCACAUAUCAAAGAAAGCCCGCAGAUGUGCAGAUCAGCUUCCUGCAGUCCGCAACCCCCAACCAGAUCUUCCACCUUCAGGGAAUACAGCUGCUUCUCCACGCACAAGUGAGAAUACCGCUUCAGAACCUCCGCUGGAGCUGGACAGGGCCUCACGUGGAGCUCACCUCAGUCACCCUUCUCCCGGAAGGGAAAAUGGGGUUUCUUCAGCAAACCAUGGGGACUUGGCUGAAGGUCAGAUUCAUAAGCUUCGUCUGAAACUUCUUAGAAAACUAAAGGCAAAAAAGAAGAAGUUAGCUGCCCUCAUGGCUGCCUCUCAAUGUGGAGGAAUUCCUAGUGAAAAUUUAGAAAAUGGGCCCCAGUGUGAGUCUCCAAAUGAUUGUGAAUCAAUAGAAGACUUGUUAAGUGAACUGCAGUAUCAUAUUGAUGUUGCAGACAGUAAAUCUGGAGGUACCAGUGUUUCCUCAUGCAAUCAAAUGCAUGAAGAAAUUUUAGCAGAAUUAUUGUCUCCAGGUAUUUCAACGGAGCUCUCAGAAACUGGGGAGGCCGAUGUGAAGUAUUUGGAAAUGGGAGACAACCAUGAUCCAGCCCCAGAACCCACUGAAUUAACUAAUGAUCCCCAGAACAUACAUCUGAAACAGGAGCACAAUUAUUGCAGCCCGACCAAGAGGAGCCAGUGUGACGCUCAGGCAGUCCUACAGAUAAACAAUGCCUGCAUCAGGACAUUAAACUUGGAGAGCCCCGUGAAGACUGAUAUGUUUGAUGAGUUUUUUCCUACUGCGUUAACUUUGGCAAAUGACACCUUCGACUUAACUCAUUUUGAUGAGUAUCUGUUUGAGAAUUAUUGAAUAUUUGUAAACUCUUUAAUAUUUAUUAUUGCUGUUAGAAAAACUUAACUGCGUUUUCAGGUAUACACUGUCCUUGUAAUAAUCAUGAAUGAAAUUUAAGCUGCUGAAAGUUUUACCUUUGGUCCUGCCCCUGAAGCAUGUAACCUGUUAUACAAAUUAAAAUCAUUAGGAAUUGUU